Molecule: messenger RNA, 1038 nt
Organism: Symbiodinium natans
Lineage: Eukaryota; Dinophyceae; Suessiales; Symbiodiniaceae
Source: the annotation of a GenBank genome assembly
AUGGCCCCAAAGUCAUCAAGAAGCGCAACUUUCAAGUCCAUCGAGGAAUGCAUCUCCGCAGCUGGUAAAGUAGAGGAAGAGCCGGAUCCGGUCACACGAGCCGCUUGCACCCUCAAUUUGGAGUUCUUCAAGCCCCUGGGGCAGCCGCGACGUGGGGAUUGGUUGGCCGAGAAGAAGGAGACGGGGCAGACCUACACGACUUACAGCCGCCGCAUGAAGCCACCAAUGACGCCAACGAAGCACACUGACACGAUACUUCUGGUUCCGAUGGGGAGCAGUUUCAGUGAAGGCAUCGCCGUAAAGUUUUUAAGCUACUUGGUUGAUUACUGCGCAGCCUUCUUCAGUGGCAUGACGCUGGAUAUUCUUGACAAGCCAUUGUCGCUGGCAAAAGCACGCAAGAGGAUGAACGAUUUCAACCAUGAGCAAUACCUGAUCGCCGACUUGUUCGAAGCUCUCCACAGUGAAACAAGAUCCCAUCGAAAGGCAUAUUGCCGCUUGGGCAUCACAAUGGAAGACAUCUAUCCGGGCGAGGAAUGGAACUAUGUCUUUGGACAGGCCAAGCCCAUGGAACGGGUUGGCGUCUUCUCAUUUGCUCGGCACUCGCCCUUCUUCUACCAUGGUCUGCAUGCUUCACAGGUGAGCGGCUCCGCCUCGCAUGACCAGCAAGCUAUCUGGCUUCGUGCCUGCAUGAGGACAAUGGUGCAUGAGACGUGUCACAUGUUUGGAAUCUUGCAUUGUGUCUACUUCCACUGCCUGAUGAACGGAUCGAACGGGCCGCAAGACACUGCUGGCAGAAGCAGUUUCAUGUGCCCUGUUUGCCUGCGAAAGCUGCUGCUGGCGCUGUCCUACUCCCCUGCUGCGACCGGAGCGAUCCCGCGAUACCAGGCCAUCCUGCAAGCCAUGGGCCGGGUGCUUGAGGACUUCGGAAGUCAGGAAGACAGCGAAGAGAUCCAGGAGUUGACUGCGGACAUCGCCUGGCUGAACAAACGACUUGGCAGCCUCGCAGACUCCAGCCCUGCAGUGCCACCUACGACCUAG